UGCAGCUCUGCCUCGCGUCUCUUCUUUUCCUUUUCCCUCAGAGUGUUUUUUCUUGAUAUUCAUUCUACCCAAGCAGCAGUAGAGGACAGAAAGAAGGGAGGGGAACAGACAGAGUCUCCUUGUUUCGAUACUGCAUUGCCCUGUCUGUCUUUUCUUUUUUCAAACCUUGCUUUCUGGAGAACAACUGGGCAGAGGAGAGCUCUUCUCUUCAGUGCUUCACAUCCCUGCUCAUUGCCGGGACAGGGUGCAGGGGAGGAGAAAAGAGGGAGGGACUGCAAGCAGGACUUCAGAUUCUUGCUCUUAGCUGCACAGCUCAGUGUCUCACCUUCUUCUGGAGGCAAAUUAGUCCAACCUGUCUCUGGUGGACAGGAAGACAGUUUGUCAAGGACAUACCCUGUGGGCUUACAGAGGAAUAGAAGGACAGGUGGUGUUGGUGUCAUGGCGUCAGUGGACAGCACCGGUUCGAGUGUCUCUGGUCGGCUGAGAUCAGGGGAUUUGAUCCAUGCUGGUCUGGCAGCUGUGCUGCUGCUCGGUGCAUGGAGUGUUGGUGGAUUAGAAGUUUCCACGGGUAAAGUUUCCUCAAUUGAAGCAAUGAAUGGCUCCACAGUUCUGCUGCCCUGCACUUACCAAUCUUGCAUUGGCAUUAAAAACCUGUACUUCAACUGGAAGUAUAAUGACAAUGGGACUUUAUUAAAGCUGUGUGAAGCAGAGAUUCCUAUGGAGAGAGUGGAGCCAAAAGUCCACAUUUACCAUGAACGUGUAGAGUUUGUUGGCUCCUCUAAGACAAACAACAUCUCCAUCUUGUUGUGGAACAUAACGUUUGAGGAUGAAGGGGACUACAUCUGUUUUGCCAGAAACCCAAAAGAGAAGAACCGCAACCACAGCGCUGUCUUCACACUUAGGGUGGUCGAUCAAAUGAAGGAGGUUGACAAUACAUUGACGGUCAUUAUUGUGUCAGUUGUGGGAGGAGUCAUUGGAUUGGUUAUCAUCAUUAUGGUGAUAAAGGCAGUGGUUCUUCAUUUUCUACGCAAGGGUAAUGAGAAGACUAAAGAGUGCCUGGUGAGCUCCUCAGGGAACGACAAUACAGAAAAUGGACUUUCAGGAGCCAAAGCUGACAACAAAGGGACACCAAAGGCAUAAGUGAAAUACAAAGAUUGUAUGUUUGUAAAUAUGUUACAGAGUUAUACACGCUCAAAGAACAAGCUCUUAUCAGUGGACUGUUUUAUCUUAUUAGAGUCUAAAUAAUGCAACUUCUAAAUAUCUAUUUUAAAUCAUGCUUAAGAUUUGGGAGGUGUGGACUGUGCAGGAAUCUGGAUCACUCUGUAUCUAAUGCCAAAGCCCAUUAGUCACACAGUGUGCAGCCUGUUCUACGACUCUCAUCUGUACCUAACUAAACCCCAAAUUGCUGAAGUUUCAGUUAGUCUGUUAUUGAAUAAUUACCUUCCCAAAGUUUUUUUUUUUAAUGCAUUGCGGCUUGAGUUAAUGCUUUUCAUAAAUGCCAUCACUAUCAUUUAUGUGAAUCAUUUUAAACCACAGAUGCACAUCAAAACUUGUUAUCUUUAAGUUGUUUUUAUUAUUCAAAUACAUGUUUGGCUCUACUGUAUGUCUGUCAAUUGAUAUUAUUACUGUAUUUUAGCUUUUGUCAAAAUUAGGACCCAGACAAAAUUCCUACACAAAUUAUUUUAUGAAAAAGCAUAGACCUGCAGAGGUUUAAUCGAUUAAUCUGUACAAAAAAUUAUUAAGCAAGAUUAGAAAGAAAUCAAAUCAUGAUCAGUUAUUCCAAGUAAAUAAAGUAACUGACAUAACUAUUAUAUUAGCAAAAAAUACGUGAUGCUUUGCAAAUUAGCUUGCAUGUGAGUAAUUAGAAAACCAUAUAUUUUUCCUUAAAGUGGCUUUGGAUUAAACCUCUGUGAUUUCAGUUUUAGUUUUUAUGUUUACAGUCCAGUUCAAGCAAGGUAGACAUUUUUUGGUUAACUGAUGCCAACACAAAGAUUGUGACGGUACACCUGGCUAACCACUGUGAACAGCAUUUUCUGUGCAACAGACUGAUCCAGUUCAACACAGCCACAGGUUUCACAGUCUUGCUUUUGUUAAACACUGGUGCCUGUUCUGCUUCGGCUCCCUCUGCUGACGGGAGGAUAAAACUC
Cyprinodon variegatus (sheepshead minnow) is the source of this 2147-nucleotide messenger RNA. RefSeq names its product sodium channel subunit beta-4-like. Bases 439 to 1140 code for a protein of 233 amino acids. The record is from RefSeq and is a predicted model, not a curated record. Gene Ontology annotation, biological process: cardiac muscle cell action potential involved in contraction; regulation of sodium ion transmembrane transporter activity; regulation of ventricular cardiac muscle cell membrane repolarization. Lineage: Eukaryota; Metazoa; Chordata; Actinopteri; Cyprinodontiformes; Cyprinodontidae. Gene Ontology annotation, molecular function: transmembrane transporter binding; sodium channel regulator activity. Gene Ontology annotation, cellular component: membrane; voltage-gated sodium channel complex. The transcript has 5 exons.